Molecule: messenger RNA, 722 nt
Organism: Frankliniella occidentalis (western flower thrips)
Lineage: Eukaryota; Metazoa; Arthropoda; Insecta; Thysanoptera; Thripidae
Exons: 5
Coding region: 1-444 (147 amino acids)
Source: RefSeq, a predicted model, not a curated record
AUGAGGUUACAAGUGUCGAGUAGUCCAAAGAUCAAGAAACCACAAAAGCCUUGUGCUGACACAAGAGCAAAACCUGACUCAGCCACCUCAACCCCAUGCCAAAGUAGGAGAGUUGUACCAAGCAGAAAUGCCAGAGCUGCAGCAGAGAAAUUAAUCCAACAUUCUUUGAAAGAGAAGGACAAACCCACUUCAGAUGUUAGCGAUGGUGGUGAAAGCAUGUCAUUCAAUGGUGAAGACGAAUCCAGCUCUUCAGGGAGUGAGGAUAGCAGUGAGAAGUCAGAUAAAGAACAGAAAAGAAAGUCACCCAUAAACCGAACAUCACCAAAAUCUGCUAAUUCCAACAAUAGACAAGAAUUACCUCAGGGAAACAACGAGCAGAACACUUCAAAGACAGAAAACAAGCAGCAGUCAGAACGGAAACACAUAAAUACGAGCACUCAAUAAACGGCAAGGGCAAGGCACACGGUUAAUCAACAAAAAUCAAAUGUUCAUCAACAACAGAUAAGCAAUUGAAGUCAGUGGCAAGAGCAGAAAUAGUACAAAAUCAAACACAAAAGAGGUAGGGCAGAUAGUUUCAGAGCAUUUUCAAGACAAGUUCAUCAACAACAAAUAAGCACUUCAAGAUUUCAGUCAGUGGCAAGAGCAGAGAGUACAAAAUCAAACACUUUCAAAAGAGAGGGCAGAAAUUCAGAGCACUUUCAUGACAAGUCCAGCAUUAAACA